GGGCGAAGGGGGCUCCACGCGGGGGCCGUUCCCUGGCUUCUUCCGCCAGACCUUACAAUCGCCGGCCGGGCGUAGGUAAAGCCAAAGGCUAGGGGCGCCGUGCGAGGGGGGCCUGCGCGGGAGGACGUGGGCUUAGGCACAGUCCUGCGGAGGAAGCGGCUUCGCGCUCAGCUGUGUCCCUGGAAGCUGGCAUUCUCCUCUAAUGAAGAGCUUUUCUUUACCCACUGGGGAUGAUUGCUGAUGUCAGUUCUUCCUAAAAAGGAUGGCCGCCCUUCUUCUAAAGAGGCUAACAUCACAAACCAUAAAGACUGGAAGUUACUACAUCAGCCGAUGUCCUGGUAAAUGCACCCUGCGUGAGACCAUCUCAGCGCAGCGGUCCCUCAGAGCUUCUGUCCCAAGACUGUCCUCCUGGGUUCAUGCAAAAGCUUUCAGUACUGUUGCGGACCCCCAGGACGAAAGAAAGAAGAAGAAAAAGAGCGAGCCGGCUUUUAAUAGCAUCGGGAGAAAAAUUCACGAGCGAGUCAUUCACGUGCUGGAUGAGGCGGGCAAUGAUUUGGGAAACAUGCACCGAGCAGACGUGAUCAGGCUCAUGAAUGAGCGGGACCUGAAGCUUGUGAAACGGGACAGCGGCACCGAGUCUCCCCAGUACCAGCUCUUGACGGGGGCACAGAUUCAUAAGGAGCAACUGAGGCUUCGGGAACUGGAAAAGGCCAACCCCAAAGCUGGAUCUACCCUGACAAAGGAACUCAGUUUUUCUUCAAAUAUUGGACAACAUGACUUGGAUACAAAGAGUAAACAGAUUCAGCAGUGGAUUGAGAAACAGUACAAAGUUCAAAUUACUAUAAAGAAAGGGAAGAACCCAGAGGAACCAGAACAGAAGAUGGAGGAGAUCUGUAAUCAAAUACUCCAGACCAUGCCUGGACUAGCUACCUUCUCAUCCCGGCCACAGCCUGUUCGGGGAGGAAAAGCUGUAAUGUGUGUUCUUCGUCAUUUGAGCAAAAAGGAAGAGAAUGCCUGGAGAGAAGCUCAAGGAACCCAGAAAGGAGACGCUUUGAAUAAAGAAGACAGAAACAAUCAAGAAUCAGAUGUUGUGCAUCAGUGAUUUUAAUAAAGAAAAAUGUGCUUCUGAGUGGAAGUCAA
Messenger RNA from Mustela lutreola (European mink), 1140 nucleotides. It is a transcript of the gene MTIF3, whose product is annotated as mitochondrial translational initiation factor 3. The coding region runs from base 263 to 1102 and encodes 279 amino acids. Gene Ontology annotation, cellular component: mitochondrion. Gene Ontology annotation, molecular function: translation initiation factor activity; ribosome binding. NCBI's taxonomy places the organism in Eukaryota, Metazoa, Chordata, Mammalia, Carnivora, Mustelidae. The transcript is spliced from 5 exons. Gene Ontology annotation, biological process: mitochondrial translational initiation; ribosome disassembly. The record is from RefSeq and is a predicted model, not a curated record.